Phytomonas sp. EM1 is the source of this 1962-nucleotide messenger RNA. Lineage: Eukaryota; Euglenozoa; Kinetoplastea; Trypanosomatida; Trypanosomatidae. The record is from the annotation of a GenBank genome assembly.
AUGCUACGUGUGGCUAAAAUACGGAAAAGGGGCAAAUCGCCGGACGAAUUGCGUCAUUUGCGAACCGCCAAAGAUUCAGCUGAUAGAAAAUUCGUCAAAAGUGAUAAGCGAAGUAUAGCAUCGAAAAAAAAGCUAAACCCACUACUUACGCUUCAUCAGGGUGGUCUCUACAAGGCGGGAGGCGCGGCCUCGAGGCCUAAAGGGCGGAAACUAUCCCACAAAGAUCAGGCGAAUAAUGGAUCCUUCCGAGUGGCGGACGCCAAGUCAAUCGACUCGGCGUCUAAAUCCUCAAGCUCACGCUCACGAUCACGGCGAAUUUCGAUAGCCUCGGAUAAGAUUCAACCCCGCCGAUCCCCCUCGAUCGUUAAGCGGAAGACCUCCAGGUCGUCCUCGCGGAGGCGGCUGGACGCCUACCCCAAUCCCCACCCGGUAUUUCACCGCAGAACCCUAAGUAAAGACAAACGACACGACACCUCGCCGUCCUCGAUCCCACUCGCGACGGAUCUGAGCCCAAGCUCCAGCCGGACGUUGGAGGUGAACGAGGGGCCGGGUGAGCCCGCCCAACUCCCUGACGGCGCGCCGAGCACGGAUGUUUCGGCUCCCCCCUCCUUCCUGCUUCCGCUGCCCUCGAAUAUCGAAAAAAUUGGUGCGAUGUUUAGUCAAUACCGCCUGCCCACACGCACCGUGCACGAUCUUCAGUUCGAGCUCGCGCGGAUUCAAGAAUCGUGCUCGAAUGGUCUUGACAACGACAGCGAGCUUCGCCGAAUGGCUCGCGAGGCCGGGGUUGAGCUCUCCGGGCCGUGGCUUACUGUCGUCAAAGACGACGGCGCGUCAUCCGGUGUGGGGGGGGUUUCAUUAGGGGAUCUGAGCGCAAGUGAUUUGAUUUCUAUUUUUUGUUAUUGUGAUACCCCUUCCUUGGUGGCGCUACGCCGCACCUGCAAACGAUUUCGUAUCCUCAGUGGGUGUCGUGAAGUGUGGCUCGCCCGUCCGGAUGCUACCGAGGCUCACCCCAAAUUGAACCCCCCGAAGGAUCUGAAAAAAAAACCCGUGAAUCAUUGGACACAAAUGCAGGAGGAUGAUGAAAACGAAAUGGUGAUCUGGCGGUCGAUGUACAAAAAUCUUGAGCAGCGCAUGGAGGAACGCGUCGUGGCGGAGCACGCGCGUAAGCUACCUCUGAGUGCGGAAAACCUCUAUUGGAAGCGCGAUCCGGAACCCCCCAUUCCCCACCGCAGCGAGGCAUCGAAGAGGAAGUUUUUCGACCUCCCCUCGACUUCAAAGUCAAAUUCUUUCGAACUCAAAAAGGGAGGGGGUGAUGGGGAAUCGACGACGCACGAUUCGGAUGCGCUUCAAGAGCUAUGGGGGCAGCUCAAAGAGAUCGAAACGCUACGCGAUCAGCUACUGAAAGAAAUUCAGCAAAACAACGAGCGGUUUCACGCGCAGCAGGAGGAGCUUCGGCAGUUUCACGAUUACCUCGCCGCGGGCGGGGAGGGCGCUCGAGUUUGCUCUGAUCCCUUUAUCACGUUUGAGGAUCUCGAGCGCUUUGAGCGGCGGAUGGUCUCGUUGAUUCUAAACGGCCGUGGUGGGGGGCCCGAGGCGGACUCGAUCCCGCUCGUCCUCCGACGCGGAAUCGACAGCUUCGGUGGGUUGGAAUUGCUGCUUUCGAAUCCGACGUUUUGGGAAUCAGAGAACGGGGAGGCCGAGGCGGUGAACGCGAGCCCGCGGUGGUGCGCGUGGCGGGCGAUUCAGAAGCGCUGGGCGGCCUUCAAGGCGUUCUUUCCGCUCAACGAUAAUGGCUACUACACCGCUCGGCGAUGCCUGAUGCAGUGCGCGAUGGAAGGGCUGAACGAGGAGGCCGCGAGGGGGCUGAAUAAGCGCCACGAGAAGGUGUUGCUGCGAUUAACCGGCGUCCUCCGACGUGUGGAGAGCAUGAAGGAAAGUGAGGUUUUGGAUGUUAUCAUGUAA